Musca vetustissima is the source of this 1587-nucleotide messenger RNA. It is a transcript of the gene Adck1, whose product is annotated as aarF domain-containing kinase 1. The record is from RefSeq and is a predicted model, not a curated record. Gene Ontology annotation, cellular component: mitochondrial inner membrane. The coding region runs from base 24 to 1571 and encodes 515 amino acids. Gene Ontology annotation, molecular function: ATP binding; protein kinase activity. Gene Ontology annotation, biological process: protein phosphorylation; lipid homeostasis; mitochondrion organization. Lineage: Eukaryota; Metazoa; Arthropoda; Insecta; Diptera; Muscidae. The transcript has 2 exons.
AAAUCCACACCGACUGUGGGGAGAUGAUACGACGCGUCUUAACAUACAGUGUUUUGGGCGCCAGUGCCGUUGGCACCGGCCUUAGCCUACACACCAAUGAUUACGACAUCAAUUCGUUGGGAAUUGUACGGCUGAGCCGUUCCGCCGUGGCUGUCAUCGAUGUGGCUAUGACGUAUAAACGGGAAUUGUACUAUCGUGAAUGGGAUAAAAAUUCCGCAGAAUAUAAGGCCGAGAAAAGUCGGGUACAUACAAUGGCUGCAGAACGGUUGCUACAGCUGAUAUGUGUCAAUAAGGGAGUCUACAUUAAGGUGGGUCAACACAUCGGAGCCCUGGACUAUUUGCUGCCCAAGGAAUUUGUACAAACCAUGAAGGUGCUACAUUCAAAUGCCCCCCAGAAUCCCAUAGAGGAUUUGUAUAAGGUGAUCAAACAGGAUUUGAAACGUAAUGCCGAGGAUAUAUUUGAUGAUUUUGAAAGGGAACCGCUGGGAACGGCAUCUUUGGCUCAGGUCCAUAAGGCAAAAUUGAAGACGGGUGAAGUGGUGGCCGUCAAGGUACAACAUCCCUAUGUUAAGGGCAAUUCCCGUGUAGAUAUGGCCACCAUGGAAUUGGCGGUGAAAGUGCUGGCUCUGAUUUUUCCCGACUUUAAAAUCCAAUGGCUGGUCGAUGAAUCGAAAAAGAAUUUACCCAUCGAAUUGGAUUUCCUCAAUGAGGGUAAAAAUGCCGAAAAGGUACAACAACAAUUUCAAAAAUACAAAUGGCUCAAGAUACCUCACAUCCAUUGGGAUUUUUGUUCACCACGCGUCCUCGUAAUGGAAUAUAUUGAGGGUGGCCAGGUCAAUGAUUUGGAGUACAUUAAACGCAACAAUAUCGAUCCCUUUUCCAUUGCCAAUAAAAUUGGUCAACUAUAUUCGGAAAUGAUAUUUAAUACCGGGUUUGUACACAGUGAUCCACAUCCGGGUAAUAUAUUGGUACGCAAACAACCGGGUAAGGAAGUGGAAAUUAUCCUGCUCGAUCAUGGGCUGUAUGCAAAUCUCACCGAUAAAUUCCGUUAUGAUUAUUCGAAAUUAUGGUUGAGUAUCCUGAGUGUGGAUCGUGUGGGUAUGCGUAAAUAUUCUCAGAAUCUGGGUAUAAAAGGUGAUCUAUAUGGGCUGUUUGCAUGUAUGGUGACGGGAAGGCCGUGGGAGACACUGGCGAAGGGUGUAAAUAAAGUCAAAUAUUCCAAAGAGGAGAAAGAUACCCUGCAACAAAACACCUCACUUGUACUACCUCACAUCUCGGAUGUCCUCGAGCAGGUCGAUCGUCAAAUGUUGCUGAUUUUAAAAACAAAUGAUUUAAUACGCGGCAUCGAAUCAACGCUACGCACACAAAAUCGUAUGACCGCAUUUUGGGUUAUGUCCAAAUGCUGUCUUCGCUCGUCAUUUGGCGAAGAGAAAUCUGUGGCAAAAACUAAGUCAAAGCGAUUGGGACUCAUAUUACGGGAACGAUGGGAAAUAUUUAAAUUAAAUGUCUAUUAUUUAUAUUUGGGUCUAAUUAAUUUUGGACUAAUGGCUGCCAUUAAGGAGUUGCUAUGACAUUAAAGAGCAGGAC